Pelobates cultripes (western spadefoot toad) is the source of this 42827-nucleotide messenger RNA. The record is from the annotation of a GenBank genome assembly. NCBI's taxonomy places the organism in Eukaryota, Metazoa, Chordata, Amphibia, Anura, Pelobatidae.
AUUCCUCCUGGUCAGCUCGCGAAUCGGUUCCCUGACGCUGUGUCUGGUACGGUGCUUCCUGCGGUCGCAGUUCCCUCGGGGCCUUCGCAGGCUAGUGCGCAAGUUGCGGUUCCGCUGCUACCCUCGAAUUCGGCUCCUGCCGGUGAGUAUUCUGCUUUCGCCGGAUUAGAUUCAGGGGGCGUUGGCGCACGCGAGUUGCAUGAGUGGGGUUCGGUGCUCCAAGCUAUCAAGAAUGUUCUUAUAACUCUUGAGCGGGGACCUCGCCCUGGAGCCCCUCCCCCAGUGGCCGUGGAUAGCCAACUUCGGGCGGGCUGGGCUAGUUCCGCAGGGUGUGAUUUUGCGGGGGUUGCACCUGACACUUCUUUACAGGUCACCACCCCCCUGGCCUCGGCGCCACCGCUAGUGACAUCUGAGUCCUCUGUGAGUGCUACUGGGAACGCCGUGGUUGUCUCGGGUCUAGGGGUAGCACCCGCUGCGCAUGGGGCAGCUUACAUGUGCUGGUCAGGCCCCCUGGGCCUCCACCUGACGCCUGAUUUGAGGGCUAAAGUAGAAAAAGGGGAAUUCGUAGAAAUUUUUUCCCUCCUCCCUUUGGAAGAUCUUCCUCGGGUGGAUGCGGAUGCUAAGGAGUCUGAAAAAGACAAAGAGAAGUUUCGGUAUCGGAAGAUUCCGAAAACUUUUGGUAACUGGAUUAGGGCCUUUUCUAUCCUGGCUAGCGUGAUAGGUGAAAAGACUCCCAGCAAAUUCUCUUCCCUGUUUUGCUACCAGGACAUGAUAUGGAACGCUUGUCGGGUUUAUGGCGGGUUAGGGUGGUGGCGGUAUGAUGAACAGUUCCGCCAACGGUUUGCAGUUCGCCCUUCCACGAGUUGGGAUCAAAUGGAUAUCGGCUUGUGGUUGGCCAUCAUGACCCGCCCAGCUUCACAUCAAGGGGGCCUUUCGUCCUUUCUUGGGGGGGCCGGCGCUGGGUCCUCAUCUUCAGCGUCGGCCAGUCAGCGGAAGACUGGGUACUGUUGGCAAUAUAAUGACGGCCAAUGUAAGUUCGGUUCAGCCUGCCGCUUCAAGCAUGAAUGUUCCGGGUGCGGCGGUUCCCACCCAGCAUCAAAAUGCUUCAAACGUGGCAAGACUGGCGACAAAGGAGAUGCCAUGGGCGCUAAGGGCGAGGACGCCAGUGGACGUCGACGCGAUGCGCCCUUGGCUAAAGCGUUAUAGCAAUAAGAAGGCGGCUGCCUUGUUAUUGGAGGGUUUUGGGCAAGGGUUUUGGAUCCCUCACCGGGCCCGGCAGGUCUCCGGUUUCUGCCGGAACCUGAGAUCAGUGGCCGAUCACCCGAGGGUGGUCAGGGAAAAAUUGGCUAAGGAAGUAGCGUUGGGUCGCAUGGCGGGCCCCUUUCGGGAACCUCCACUCACCGAUUUGAGGGUUUCGCCACUAGGCGUGGUGCCUAAAAGGGAACCAGGCAAGUUUAGGCUGAUUCACCAUUUAUCGCACCCACAGGGGGGGUUCGGUGAAUGAUGACAUUGCCGCUGAAUUGUGCCGCGUUUCCUACGCGUCCUUUGACGCGGCGGUGGAUAUGGUCAGGGCUGCUGGCCCCGGGGCACUUAUGGCAAAAACUGACAUUGAGUCGGCUUUUCGCCUCCUACCGGUUCACCCGGAGUGCCACCACCUCCUGGGUUGUAUAUUCGAAGGUCAUUAUUAUGUGGAUAUGUGCCUCCCGAUGGGUUGUGCGAUAUCCUGUUUUUAUUUCGAAUGUUUCAGUUCCUUCAUGGAAUGGGUAGUUAGAGCGGAAUCCGGUUACGAUUCCUUGCUUCACUACCUAAACGAUUUUUUAUGCGUUGGCCCUGCGCGCUCCCCAAUAUGCGCGCAACUUCUGCAAGCAGUGGCGGAUGUUGCUUGCGAGUUCGGAGUGCCGCUGGCGCCAGACAAAACAAUUGGCCCUUCCACGUGCCUGUGCUUUCUCGGGAUCGAGAUUGAUUCCGUUGUUGGGGAAUGUCGGCUUCCAUUGGAUAAAUUGUCUGAUCUUCGGGAGGUGGUGCGAGUGGCGAGCGCUUUGCGAAAGAUUACGUUGCAGCGACUUCAAUCCCUGUUGGGCAAAUUGAACUUUGCCUGUCGGAUUAUGCCAAUGGGCAGAGUGUUCAACCGGCGCCUGGCGGCCGCCACGGCUGGGAUUUUGAGGCCGUCUCACUUCGUUCGCUUGACCAAAGCGCUCAGGGAGGACUUGGCAGUAUGGGCAGUCUUUCUGGAUGGGUAUAACGGCAGGUCCUACUGGCAGCAGCCCGAGGUGACGAACUCGGUGCUACACCUGUUUACGGAUGCCGCAGGGUCUUCGGGCUUUGGGGCUAUUAUGGGAAAGCAAUGGUGUGCAGAGCCGUGGCCCGAAUCGUGGUUCACCGCUGGCCUGACCAAGAACAUGGCUUUCUUGGAACACUUCCUCAUUGUAGUGGUUAUCCAUCUUUGGGGGCCAGAGAUCAAGAACAGGCGUGUUGUGUUCCACUGUGACAACCUGGGCGUUGUCCAGGCCAUUAAUAGAUUAAUAGGUUAACGGCCUCCUCCCCUCCGGUGGUUCGGCUCUUGCGGCGCUUGGUUUUACAAUGCCUGUCUUUUAACGUGACUUGCCGCGCUUUGCAUAUCCCUGGUGUGGAGAAUACCACGGCUGAUGCUCUUUCUCGUUUCCACUGGCAGGUGUUUCGUUUGGCCGCGCCGGAAGCAGAUACGGAAGGCCUCCCCUGUCCCAGAGAGUUAUGGUCCCUUGGCCUGAGCGAAUAAGGGAAUGGAUUCGGUCUUCGGUAUCUGAGGCAACUUGGGUUCGGUACGGUAAGGCAUGGGGGGACUGGGUCGCUUUAGAACAGGACCUAGGUGGGUUCGCUUCGACUUCCGCAAGGGUUCAAGCGAUGUUGCGGUUACUCUGGUUGUGGGAGGCUAGCGGGUGUUCUCCGGCUACGGUCUCAGGGAAGCUAUCGGGUCUUAGUUUCUGGUUCAAUUUGACUAAGGUGCCUGACGUUACCAAGGACUGCAUGGUUCGGCUUGCGAUGCGCGGCUGGCGGAAGGACCCACACUUUCGGGAUUCUCGGAGGCCGGUCUCUGGCGCUCUGCUGGUUGGCAUUGUGUCAAUCUUACCCAGGGUUUGUUUUUCCGAUUUGGAGGCACGCCUGUUCCAGGUGGCUUUUACUUUCGCCUUUUUUGGCGCUCUUCGGAUCGGCGAGCUUGUAAGCCCUAGCAAACGGAUCCCAGGGGGCUUGUUGUUCAACGAUGUGUCUGUUGUGUCGGAUUCGGUGCGUUUUUUGGUUCGGCUGUCUGCCCUGUCGCAUCCUUUCAGUCUUAUUGUCUUGGUCGCCCGGGCGUUGAGGGCCCUCUAUUAAUUCAUGGGGAUGGUUCCUUCCUUUCUCGCUUCCAAUUUCUCCGGGUCUUUCGGCUGGCACUCGACCAUCUGGGUAUUUCGAGUGAAGACUUUGGGGGACAUUCUUUUCGGAUUGGGGCCGCAACUGAAGCCUCCCGUUUAGGUUUUUUCGGAUCAGGCCAUUCAGAGGAUUGGCAGAUGGGAAUCGGGGAGGUUUCGGUCCUAUGUACGGCCCACACGUCUGAUUGGUUUCCCCCUUGUGUUUUCUCCACAGGGCCCGGCCGACGGAUCUGGCUGAUCAGUCAUUCUUACAUCUACUGGGCUCACCUGCGGGCAGGGGUACGCCCGGGUGGGACUCGGCUCGGAAUACCUCGGGAGCUGGCGGAGGUCCGAUGGUUCGGGUUCCGGGGCAUGAGAUGGGGUCAGCUAUUGCCUGAGGUCGUGCAGUUAUCCACUUUAUUAGGAGCACCGGAUGUCUUGGUGGUGCAUCUGGGGGGAAACGAUUUGGGGUCGCUGCCUGCGUGGGGCCUGGGGGAACUAAUCAGGCUAGAUUUUGCGCACUUGCGUGUGCUUUUUCCACAACUUUGCUUAGUCUGGUCGGAUAUCGUUUCCAGGAAUUAUUGGCAGUGCGCACGCGAUCAGGGUGCUAUGGAGCGCUGCAGGGUGAAAAGUAAUAAGUGGGUUUCCAAAUUUGUUCUCGGCAUCGGGGGCUUAACAGUGCGACACCGUAUUUUUGAGCGUGAGGCAACAAUCUAUUUUUGCCCGGACGGGGUCCAUCUCACUGAUGUUGGCUUGGACUUAUUUAAUUUAGCGCUACAGGACGCGUUGGAGCAGGCCAUGGCGUUGCUUGGGGGUCGCGCCCGCUGAUUUAGGCGUAAAUGCAGCUGGGGGCUAGUGGCGGGUAUGGUCCUUGCCGAACCUAUUGGGAAGAGGAGUACAGGAAAAGAAAGAUGCUGGGUAUUCCUGACCUCGGAAAAUGUUUGGGUAUUUGGGCGUGCCCUCCGUGCCAGGAAAGGUGGCCAGGGGUUGGCAUGUGGAAUUGGAAGGCCAAAGUGAAGGCCAGGUAUCUUGGACGAGGGGGGAGGGCCGAUGCCUUGGUGGUGGGGUGUACCCUAGAGGUUUGGUGGUACGGUUGGCAAGGACUAGGCAUACUACACCUGGAAGUUAUUUAUGGUUGGUUUAUUUACAUUUGUUCGUUGAUUUAUAAAUAAAGCUGUGGCCUUUUUUAUACCACAUAUACGUUUCCUAGUUUGAUUGGGGGGGGGGGUAUUGAAUGGAUUUUGGGGAAUUGGUAUGGUUCACAACACACGAUAACCGCUACCUACACACAUGUUCUUUACACACAGGUAACCAAAUAUACACAGGGACUGAGCCCCAAGCACAGGUGUUGUUACAGAGAAGAUGGCACAAGGAAGUAGGGUAAGUCUAGGGCAGGGGUAGGCAACCUUUUAGCAGCACUGAGCCGAUAUAGGAUUGUGAUGUCCCGUAGCGUGCCUGUCCUUUUUUUUUUUUUUUUUUUAAUCGAGGGGUGUAUGCUGCCGUAUUCUGCUUGUGUUAUUUUUACUGUAAUUGCUUUGUAUCGUUGUAUUUGUGCGUAUAUGCAGGGCCGUCUUUAAUAGUGACCGGACCCUGGGCAAAGCAUUUGCUUGGGGCCCCCUGGACCCUGUCCCCCCUCCCCCUCAACACAGUGGCGGACCUAAAGUAGAGAGGUGCAAGAAUUUUUGGGGGUCUCCCUGUUGCACGGGUGAUUAAAAGGUAGAUUCCCAUCUGUCGUGCAACUCCACAAAUGCAUUGACAGCUGGGGCUCUACCAUUUACCCAUGUUUGCAGGUCUGUAUUUAGCACUAAGCAGUUUUUGUGAGUUUGAAUGUAAACAGGUUUUUGUAUGGAAUAUGUUUGUAUGUGGUGUUGGCGUGAUUGCAAGCAUGUAUUUGUGUAGUGUUGGUUUUUGAAUGCAGGGGUGUAUUUACAUAUAAUUUUGGUGUGUAACACAGACGUGUUUGUACAUAGUGUUGAAAUUUGAAUGCAGGGGUGUAUUUGUGUGUAGUGUUAGUGUGUGAAUGCUGAGAUGUAUGCACAUAUACACACACACACAGAUAUAUACACACUGAAAUGCGCACACACACACAGAUAUACUGACACACACACAGACAUGCUGACAUACAAACAUACUGACACACACACAGAUAUACUGACACAUAGACAUGCUGACACACACACACACACACACAUAUAUACUGACACACAAAGACAUACUGACACACACAGAUGACACACACACACACAGACAUACUAACAUACACACACACUGACAGACAUACUGACACAGACAUACACUUUAAAACCCACCCUCCAGUUUCCUACCUUUCCUGCUGGUGGCUGAAGGUGUUGGGAGUUGGGGUCUAGCGCUCUCGGCCAGCCCCCCUCCAAUCUGCCUACUCUUCUUUCCCGCGCGCUCCUCUCUUUGUGGGAGGAAGUGAAUUGCGGCCGUCACUUCCUCCCAGCCUGCUGCCGAAAAGCAAGGGGCCAGCUCGCGCUGUUAAAGCGCCUCAGCGUGCGAUUGGGCCCCUGCUGACAGAAGCCCACCCAAAAUAGCGACUUUUUACACGUACUCUUACCGGUAAAAAAAUAAUCCAUCUUUACCCAUGGAGGGCACAGCACAGAAUGAGCUCUGCAGAGUGGGGAAGGCUUAUAAAGCCUUCCCACGCCCUGCAAUUAGGCUCAGAGCGCUCUGAUUGGUUGCUUUCAAAGCAACCAACCACAGUGUUAUGAGUCAAAUUACACAGUAUGGGAAAAUUCCAAAGAACUUUCCCACGCUGUGUAAAAUGACACAGAGCACUCUGAUUGGUUGACUUCAAACCAACCAAUCAGAGUGCUGUGACAGGUAAAUGUAGAGACUUACCUGUCAGUCUCUUCAUUUACCUGUCAGAGCACUCUGAGUGGUUGGCUUAAACCAACCAAUCAGAGCGCUCUGAGCCUAUUUGCAGGGCGGGGCAAGGCUUUAUAUGCCUUUCUCCGCCAUGCCCUCACUGGGUGAAGAUGGAUUAUUUUUUUAACAUCGGGAUUUAUUUCUUUUUCGACAUUUUUUUUAUUUUUUGCGCUCUGGUUUUUUCUUUAUUUUAACAGUUGCAGCGUGUAUUAUGGAUUUUUAUUUGCCCUUUUUUUGGAGAUGAAGAAAGAAAAGAAGAAAGAAGACAUCAAAUGAUAAGUAUGAAAUUUUAUUUUACAGGGUUAGUUUUUUGCCCACCCCCUCUCACUAUAUUAGGGUGAGGGGGGUAUGUAGGGUAUUUUUAUUGGGGGGGAGUGACUAGGGGCUUGGGGACCCCUAGUCACUUUAUUAUUUGUGGUCCCCACCCGACAGUCAUGGGUGGGGACCAGGGGGGACAUUAGGUCCCCCCUUUAAUUUAUUAGGGUCCCCACCUGCCGCUCAUGGGUGGCGACCUGGGGGGGACAUUAGGUUCCCCCAUUAUUUUAGGGUCCCCACCCGCCACUCAUGGGUGGCGACCAGGGGGGGACAUUAGGUUCCCCCAUUAUUUUAGGGUCCCCCCCCACCGCUCAUGGGUGGGGACCUGGGGGGCACAUUAGGUUCCCUUCAUUAUUUAUUUAAUUAUGGUGCCUACCACCAUUCAUGGGUGGGGACCAGGAGGGAAAUUAGGUCCCCCCUUUAAUUUAUUUAGGGUCCCCAUCUGCCGCUCAUGUGUUCUCCACCAUGGGGUGGACCUGUUCCAGGUCCCCCCCUUAUUCCACUAGUGAGUGGCCAGCAAUUUUAAAUGACAGCUGUUUAGGCAACAUGCCCCUACUCGAUACAUGCUGCGUGAAGGGCUCAUGCGGGAGGAUUUAACCUCCCUUUUAUUAAUUUGGGGGUCAUAGGUUUUGGGGGGUAGGAAUAAUUAUUUAUUACAAGGAGGGAGCUGGUUCGCUCAUGUGCAGUGUUAUUGUUUACGUGCUGUGAGAGUUAAUUGAUUCCCCUGCAGCAUGAAGUCUAUUAAACGAAUGAAACGAAAAAGGUAAUGCAUUUGGCAUUUGCCCUUUCAUUUCGUUUUAGUAAACGAAUAUGAAAAAACACAAAUUUUCGGACUAAAUCAUAUUCGUACGAAAAUUAAUGCACAUGUCUACUAUAGUGUUAAAAUUACUAUUUAGGUCCCCUGGCUCCACUUAAAUAUACUAAAAUCUUACCUUAUUUCCUGUGCCAUGCGGGUCCAAUGGUGCCUGUUCCCCCCAGAUCCACCUCAUUGGCUGACAUCAUAAGAAUUCUGAUCAUCUUAGCCAUGGAGGUGGGUCUGGGGCAGAGCCAAACACCAACAGAUGAAUCAAUGCAUCUCUAUGGGGAAUGUUCAGUGUCUCCAUGCAGAGCGGAAGCACCUCUAGUGGCCAUCUAGUAAAAAUAAAGCCAACCAAUCAGAGCACUCAGACAGGCAAGUCUCACUUCUCCUAAAACUUGCCUGGGAAUAUUCCCGAAAAGCAACUGAAUGAUAAUUUCCGAAUGUGCAUUCUGCUUCCAACUAUAAUUGACGUUUGUAAAUAUGAAAAUUGCCCUUACGGUUGGAAUGAGCAUACAAUAUAAUAGUUACACUUAAAAGAAAAAGGGCGGCAUCAGCCCAUAGAAACCUGAAAACCCCUGGAAUUUAUUAAAAUCUGGGAACAAAUCACAGAAAUGAAUGGGAGGUGGCAAACACGAGUACUUGAGGUCAUUGCAUUGUGUUUCAUUCUUCAUCCGGACAGUUCUGUGUUUACAUUGAACAAUUAGUUUAAAGAUGUGCCAGAGGAAACAGCAACACAUUACGGAUCACACGCAGUCAUGAACAUACUUAUAAAUUGUAUUUAUUGCCAGUGAUUUGUGUUUGGUAUAAUCACACAUGAGCAGAGCUGACUGAUAAACAGCUCUGGCAGACUAGUGGAAUGAUUAAACGGAGAGAGAAAGGGAAGACCAAGCCUAGACACAGAUGGAAUGAGGAGCAUGCAAUCGGAAUAAGAAACAAGCUAAUCACUUGGUUGGAUGACACAGCAUUAACAAGUAAAAAGAAAAACAAGAAGCUAAAUGUUACGGCAAACAGAGCAGGAAAUAGUCUUAGUACGAGACAGAACAUGGGAGCAAUCUGUGAAGAGCAAAGUGCCAGGAUGAUAAAGUAAAGCAGCUGCCAUGCUAAGUACACAAGAAUUUUUUUUUUUUACACCCACUCUAAGGAAUUAUAAAGACUACGUUUAACCCCGCCGUUGCCACAAAUAUUGGCAGUGCAAUGCACACAGGAUAUUUGCAUAAUAGCUAUGGUAUAAAUCAAGACUUGGAUGACAGCAAACCUUCCCUACUUGCAUAUGCAUCAUUGCUCUACAAAGGUGAGGCAUUUAAAAGGCUGAUUGGGACCAGCCCCGUUCAUUUACGCCCGCCCCGGUCUAUAAAUAUAGAUCAAUGUACGUGCAAAACAGAGCGUAUCUCUUUAACCUUUUCUGUGCUGGAAAUCUACCCACCAAUGACGGGACUCUAGAUAACGUAGUAAACACCUCCCUUUCUAUCCAGGGUGCAGAUUGGACUUUAUACCUCACAGACACAUACAGAGUGGGACCUGACACACAGACUAUAACCAUGCCGUUAUUUACUCGUACCUUGGGCCUCUUGCGCCGCACAGCAUUUCCUCAGGUCACGAGCAAGGCAGGAAUUGUACACAAACCCGCAAAGGAUGCACUCACAGCAGCCGUAAGUAAAAGUGGGGUCCGUUUAUUUACAGUGGAAAUUUUGACCGUUGCAAAGGGAAAUCUUCCUUUUACUUGCAAAAGUAAAAAAACAAUACAGGGUGGUGGAAUUUAAUAAACACGGUAUCUCAUUUUCUGCUAUCUCUGACAAACUGCUUAUUUUUGGUCUGUAAUUUAUUUUACUAAUUUCUGUCUGCAUAAUGUUUAAGAAUAAUAAUAUAAUAAUAAUCCUUUAAGCAAAAUGGUUUAGGAGAUUUGAACAUUUGUUUUUUAACUGCAAAGUCUACUCUGGCAAGUAAAGUAGGAGAAUCCAAGUCGUUAGUUCCUAAAAGCUUAAAAUUAUGGUUUAAACUUCAAAAGGCUGUGAUCUCGUAACUCUUGAGUUCCCAAUCCCCAGCCAAAUAACAGUUUCCUAGUAGGCCUCUGGUGGUUAAGGACAUGGGGGGUCAUUAACCUGUUUGCCAAGGACACUUAAUAAUUCACUGAAAGGAUUAUGGCGCAGCAAGCAAGGAUCACUUACCAAGUGAAAGCAAACUCUGCUGUCCGUUUGACACAGAAUUUAUCCUUUACAGAUGGAUCCUAUAAUGAAGUGCCACCUGUUGCUGCUCUGUAGACCUUGCUAUGUAAAUAUCUCUGCAAUGCAGCCUUCCGUGCAAAACCCCUGUAUUCCUGCACUGAACGCAUGUUUGAAUACACAUCUAGUCCUGCACCUUCAAUUGAGCUAAAAUGAUGUAAAUAGAUGUCGGUGGUCGCAGAUAGCACAUGGUGCUAAACAUGCAACUGAAAUGCUAGGGAAAAAGCAACGAAAAGAGUUCUAACUGCUUCCCACGCCACCGUACCCAGCUCUUCCAGUAAUAAUAUGUAAGCCACAGAUGGAACUAUUGAAUGCUUUCAAAUCCUCCCCUCCUAUUAUAAUCUUGAGAACACACGCAGUCACACACCCUCCCUGCAUACGCUCUGCCACUAUACACAGCCCCCUGGGAUAUCUCAAUGACAGGGGAAGUAAGCACUACACAUGGCUAAUGACCUUGGGAAGUGUCCUGGUCACCAGAGGCCUGCAGCACCCAACUGAUUACAGUAUUUGUAAAGCCUUUCAAUGGCCUCAAACAAUUUGACUUUAUUACAAAGCAGUUCUUGGAAGAACAAUGAUUAACAUGCCAUAUGCAUUCACAGCAUUGAAAGAAACACAUAUCUAUAACACACAUGAUAAUAAGUACCUAGGACUAAUAAUGUGAAGGCGAACGGACAUGUUUAUUACUUGUGUUACAAAUCAAUUGACCAAAUGUAUAUAUUUCUAUGUAGCUAUCUAAAAAAUACACAGAAGUAGUUUGGAUUCAAAAACAUAAAAGACUACGAGUAGAUCCAUUUAAAAAAAAUAAAACAUUCAAAAAAAACUGCACUCUUAGGGAUUGUGUUCACUAAACACCAAAUUUGCUUUUGUAAAUUUGGCUGAUAUUUAACUCAAUUAUCCUCUAUUCUGUUUUUGAGAUUCCUCUGUAAUUCACUGUAUUCAUUACUAACCAAAUGGCAACAAAAGUGGUCCAAACAGACCCCUGCUGUUUUCAAAUGGAUCUCAAUGCUGUGAGAUUUGUUUUAAAAUUGCUCAACCGAAUUUCCGUGCUCCAAGAAAAAAAGCUGCUGCUAAGGUAAGAGUGGGGUGCGAGAUAGAGAGAUAGAUGUAGGUUUGGGAUAACAUUAUAGGGUUAAGGGAAGCUGAAAGUUGGGAACUGUGAGGUUUUUCAGUGUGAUGGUGCCUACUUAAUAGACUCCUUUAGUCUUUAUGUUUUUAAACUAAACAUAAACAAUUGAGUUAUCUGUUGUUGGAACAGAAACACCAGUUUGUUUGUUUCAAUAAAUAACAGAGAUCAUCAAAAUCAAUGGGUGUCCUAUGUCUGGUAUACGACUGUUUUGAUUAGAGAUACAAAUAAUAUGAAACAGGCUGAAUCAACAAUGUUUCAAGACCUAUAUCAGGGGUAGGCAACCUAUGGCACGUGCGUCUUGCACGGCACUCCAGGCUACAAGAGCCAAACAGGCUCUGGCCUAUCAGGAGUCCCAGUGAAACUUCAGAUAUCUGCCAAUACGAAGAGGUGGUAAUGGACAAUCCUCAAUUUACAUAUUGCAGCACGUAGAGGAAGUGAUCUCAGGUCACUUCCUCCCACACUUGUGAAUGGGAUUCCAUCCACACUGGAGUAGAGCAGCCCACAGCGGCUAUUGCAGCUCCUGCCCUUGACCUGUACCUGGCCAGCCUGGUCCCCACUGGAACCCAGGGAAGCCACCCACACUGAUAGAUAUACAAAGAGCUGCAGAAUAAUCCUUUACUCAUACAAAUAAUACAAACAGCCCACACACAAACAUACACACAACCCCACAAACAAUCCACAUACAAGCAAGAUACUGCUCUCUCCUGGUGCUCCUCCUACCUCUCCCAGCGCUCUUUCAGUGUUUAUUUCUCUGGCUCUGCUUCUUCUCCCCAACUCCUCUCUGUUGGUGUCCCCCAAGGUUCAGUCCUUGGUCCCGUACUGUUCUCCAUCUAUACUGCCUCCCUUGGUAAACUCAUUAGCUCCUUUGGCUUCCAAUAUCAUUUCUAUGCAGAUGACACGUAAAUCUACCUGCCCUCUCCCGAUCUCUCCCCGUCCCUCUUGACUAGUGUCUCUGACUGCCUCUCUGCUAUUUCUAACUGGAUGGCUGCCCACUUCCUUAAACUCAACUUGACCAAAACUGAAAUUCUGGUCCUCCCUCAAGUGUUGUUACUCCUGUGUCUGUCUCCCUCCAAGUCAACGGUGCUACCAUCAGCACCACCACGCAGGCUCGCUGCCUAGGUGUUCUCUUUGACUCCGACCUCUCCUUCACGUUCAAUCUAUCGCCAAAUCCUGUCAUUUCCAUCUCAAAAACAUUGCGCGCAUCUGACCCUACUUAAUGCCAGAUGCGACUAAGGUGUUGGUCCAUUCCACUGUCCUUUCUCGCCUUGACUACUGUAAUCCACUUCUCAGUGGUCUUACGUGCUCCCAACUAGCACCGUUACAGUCCAUAAUGAAUGCGGCGGCGAGGCUCAUCUUCCUGUCCGCCCGCACCUCCCAUGCCUCACCCUUCUGUCAGUCCCUACAUUGGCUUCCUAUAAAAUAUAGAGCUCAAUUUAAAAUUCUGGUUCUUGCUUUCAAAUUUCUACAUAAUGCUGCUCCCACCUAUAUAUCCUCCCUUAUAUACAAGUAUGUCCCGUCUAGGCCCUUACGAUCUGCUGAAGACUUACGUCUAUCUUCUGUCCGUACUCCCACCUCUGAUGCUCGCCUUCAAGAUUUCGCGAGGGCUGCACCGUUCCUGUGGAGCUCGCUUCCCUCCUCCGUUAGAUGCUCACCCAGUCUCCACUCUUACAAAAAAAUCGUUAAAAACCCACUUCUUCAUAAAAGCGUAUCCAUUAAACUGUUAAUAGCUCCUGACUGAUUCCUCUUCUGCAAAUGUCACUAGUCUAAUACUAUCCUUACCUUUUUGUGUCAUUUUACCCCACUCCCUCUAGCAUGUAAGCUCACCGAGCAGGGCCCUCAAUCCCUCUGUUCCUGUGUGUCCAAAUUGUCUGGUUACAACUACAUGUCUGUUCGUCCACCCAUUGUAAAGCACUGCGGAAUUUGACGGCGCUCUAUAAAUAUCAUAAUAAUAAUAACAAUGCACACAACCCCACAUGCAGCCUCUCACAUGCAAUACCCAAAACAGCACCACACAUACACACACUACCAAACACACAAUGUGACAUAUCCAUCUACACACACAAUUCCACAAGCAGCCCCCAUACAUAAGUAUCAUACACGAUACGACAAACUACUCCUGAACAUAUACAAUAUAAUAGCUCAUACACGCACAAAUACAACGAUACAAAGCAACUGCAGUUUAAAUAACACAAGCAGAAUACAGCAACAUACACACCUCAAUUUAAAAAAAAUAGGUCUGGCACGCUACGGGCCAUCACAAUCUUAUUUCGGCACAGUGCUGCCGAAAGGUUUGCCUACCCCCGACCUAUAUUAUUGAACAGAGGUCUGCUUACAUUACGAAUAAUUCAACAUAUAUGUUGCAGUAGCACACACAACCUUUAGAUCUGCAUCACACACAGCCAUAUGCUGUAUAUUAUUAUUAUUAUUAUUAUUAUUUAUAGAGUACCAAUAAAUUCCGCAGCACUUUACAAUUCGUGGACAAAGAUGUAUAUUGAAAGAAUUGCAAAAGGCAAACAUUAUAUACAUCCAUUUGUUUAAAUGCACCUAACCCUAUUUCUUUUUGGCAAACGUACAAUGUAGAUCAGAUGAAAAGUUUGCAAAACCACUUGUAUUAUCAGCUCCACCCAUGUUCAGUAAAUUGCAGAGAUCUCUCAACCAAUACUGAUCAUCAGCUCUGGGUGAGCUUUGUUGGGGAUUAUAUUAUACGUAUAAAAAUUUCAAAGAGACCCACAAGCCAGUUCUCAUUCACUGUAGAAUCGGUGACCUUGUCAUUCUUUCAAUGAAUAACAGCCUGGAAGUAGGUCAUAGCCAGGAGCUGCUGUGCAAAUGGGGCUUUUUUAGGGAGAUCAUCUUCCAAAGCUUUAUAGCAACAAGGCGCAACAAAGACACAAACCUUGUGUCCAUUUCAACACAGAGAGCAAUACCUUCUAAUUAACAAACUAUUUACUAAGGAAUUUGUGGUGUUAGAUUUUAGGAUGAAAUCAAUUUACUGUCCGUUGAAAUGGAUUGUGUUAAGGAAAACCCACAUUUAAUUCCAUACUUGGUCAAAGUGAAUAUUAUCACCAAAAAAAGUGGGUCCGUUGCUUAAUUCAUAAAACGGCCAGCAACUUGUAAUAGUAAUUGGCCUUGUAACAUUGUAGCAAGGCUUUGCAUGAUUGCACUUGUUAACAAACUCUCACUUCAUUGGGGUUAGAUGAAAAGCCAGCAUUACUAUGGCCUCUAUUUUAGAAGCAAAGAGGAAUAAAGGUUGUUUCAAACCAGAGAGUAUUUGGUCUGGUUUGCCAUUAACCAUUUGCAUAUCAGAGUUGAGCAAACAUGAGCAUAACUAAGGCACUCAAAGGGUUAAAAAGCCAGGCUUGGAAUUUAUAAACAGUUUUCACCCGGUGCACAUGUAUAUAUAAACUUACAGGAGUGUUCUGAUAUAAACCAGAGCAGCAGAACACUCACAUUGAAUAUGUUCAAAUCUAAACACAGCACAAAUCCUUCCCCAUAACACAUACUAUAGGACAGGUCACCCCUCCUCCUUAUAACACACAUUCAGUGGGGCAGCUCAGAUUUUUUCAUUCUCCUACCUGCUACCAAUGUUGGGUGGCAUGCUAGUAUAUACAGGUUAAAGGAAGCAUGGAUAGAUUUGGAAUCAAUUUAUUAUGAUUUUUAUUUAUUUGCAAUAAAGUGUAAACAUUAGAUGACUCUUUACAGGAAGUGUUUAGGAAAGCUGUGUAAGUCACAUGCAGGGAGGUGUUACUAGGGCUGUAUAAACAAAGGGAUUUAACUCCUAACUGCCAGAGAAUUUAACAGUGAAACUGCAGGUGUGUGAUCAAUACACUAAAACUGCUUCAUUAAGCUAUAGUUGUUGUGUGACUAUAGUGUCCCUCUAAAUACAGUUCUCCAUUGGCAGUUUGUUAGAAAAACCUGACUUCAGAAGGGCCAAAGUAGAAAAAAACCUUUCUUCCUGUAAAAUCUACUGGGGGUUUUUUCACUAACCAAAUAAUUGUAGAGAAUGACCAGUGCAAUUUUAGGACAAAAUAGCCUAGCCAGAAAACUAGAGUUUCCAGAUCAUCUGUUUUGGAUUAUAAUUUCUUGGCAAUUCUGCAUAAUUCUUUGUUUUGUGAAUACUGGAAGUGUUGUAGUUAGUUGAGAUGAAAUUUAAUCAAAGUGUAACCGUUUAGAUUAGAGGUUUGACAUGUUUGGAACCCCAAUAGCUAGCCUGCUAUUCUAGUUAAAUGAGCAAUGACAAGCUGCUGUACACUUCUUAAUUCCUUCUAUAAAUACCUUAGGGGUUUAAUGCUUGAAAAUGGAUGUGACAAAACAAUUACAGGCAUGUGUCCAACAGGGACUUGGAAACUCCCAUCACAUAAAUUAAAUAUCCAUCGCAUUAGUUCUCCUUUUGUUCUGGAUUCAAAUCAUACUUUUUAUUGAGCACAACUGUAGUAAUGCUAUAUGGCUGACCAUUACACUGUGAAUGUAUACAUUACCACAUUCAUAAUACUGUGUAUCUUCUGGCACAGCCAUUGUACAGCGCUAUGGAAUCUGAUGGUGCUAUAUAAAUAAAAUAAUAAUAAUCAUUAGUUAGCACUGCCAUUCCAUCUCUGGUGCAAUGCUAGACAUUCUGGCUCUGCACACUUAACUGCAUGUGCUCAACCCCUAACCUACCGAGACAUCAUGCCCAGUUCAACGCGUUAGAUGCAUGUAUUUGGGAAACAACAAGCUCAGAGGUCUGACUCCAUCCUCUGAUGCCAUUACCCAAUAUCAGCUCCAGAAGACAAUACGUAGACCUGUCUUUUAGGGUGUAAAAGAACUGACAGACCAAUGCAAACCCAAAAGGUGGCAUCAGGAAUCCUGUUUGAGCAGACUAAAUCCCCAGAAAAUCUGGCUUCUUUUUAUUUCCACAAAAUCUUGAUCAGCCUUCGUCAAAUCAAAUCAUACAUAACUUUCAAAAUGUUACACAGGCCUUUUUAUAAGGCUAAAAACUGUAUUUUUCAGUCAAGACAUUUCCAUUAAUGCUCAUAACAUAAUUCAGGAAAUGUUUCAAAUCGUUCCGCUGAUAGUUGCCCUCCCAGAAUUACUGAAUAUGUCAGUGUAUGUAACAUUAUUUGCACACACGAUCAAUACAUUGUUAUUUCAGGGAACAGAGAGAAUCCUCCCACACAUUUUACAUUUGGUCCACUUUCUUCUUAUUAAUCCAAAGUAUCUGAAGGAGAACAAGGAAAUAACGAUUGUUUCCUAAAAUAAAAUUGUAGUCCUUCUCAAAUUUAUCAGAAAUGAUCUGGAUGAUAAAGACAGCUAUUGGAAGAAUGGCCCAUUGGCAAAUAAGAUGAAAGUGGGAAAUUCAGACACAAAUUUAACUUUUUACAUUUUUCUGUUAACUUGAAUUUGAAAUUACUGUACAUGUGAAUAUCCUAUUCCUCGACUUUACUUUACUUUUUACUUUACUCACGUUCAGUCAUUCUCAGCUUUGUGAAAAUGUGCUAAUAGUUGUCUUGAUCAUCUAAGAGGUCUUUAAUAGACAUGAGACGUGCAACAAUUUUAUGUUUGAGCAGCAGUACUUUCAGCAAUACUUGGCAUCUUUACAUGCAUACCACUCUUCGAUUAUUUGCACGACCACUAGACAAGGUAUCAGAUGCUUGUAGAUCCUUAGUAAUUAUCCCGUGGCUCUUGUGAUGUCCUAGAACAGUGAUGGCGAACAUUGUUUAGCCUGAGUGCCCAACCUGCAAUACAAACCAACUUUUUUUGACAACACGGCAAUUAUACACACUGACACUCACAGAUACACACACUGACACACACAUACUCACAGAUAUACAGACACUCACAGAUACACACACUGACACACACAUACUCCCCUACCCCUCUGUCCCUUAGUGCUCUCUCUGGGUGCCUAGAGCGGUCCUUUAAGGUAAAUUACAUCUGUUUGAAAGUGAAACCAGUUUUUUUCCAUGCAGGCUCUGUCAGUCAUAGCCAGGGGAGGUGUGGCUAGGGCUGCAUAAACAGAAACAAAGUGAUUUAACUCCUAAAUGACAGUGAAUUGAGCAGUGAAACCUAAGAGGCAUGAUGUAUACACUAAAACUGCUUCAUUAAGCUAAAGUUGUUUAGGUGACUAUAGUGUGCCUUUAAUAAGAUUCUCCUUAAAGGAACACUGAUGCUAUAGUGUCCCUUUCCUACAAGCCAUUUUACACGUACCUCUUUCCAGCAACAAGGUCCCUUGGCGAUGGAUCGGUCUCCUCCAUCGGUGACGUCACGGUGAUGGGGGAACCUAUUGCACAUGCGUGGCAAGUGCCGCACGCGCUUAGGGCUUCCCCACAGAAAAACAUUGAAUCAAUUAAGACACUGGACAUCUUCUUGCAAAGCGUAAGGACGUCCAACAUCGUUCAUGGAGAUAAACUCUGUUAGAAUGCAGGGAACACCUCUAGUGACUGUCUAGGGAACAACCACUAUGGAUUGUCUUAACCCUGUAACGUAAACAUUGCAGUUUCUCUGAAACUGCUAGAUUUCAUUUGCAGGAUUAAGUGGACCAAGUGGUCUGGGCAGGGCCGGAUUAACAUAGGGGCUGAUGGAGCUGCAGCUCCAGGCCCAGGCCCAUGGAAUAGGCCCAUUGAUUUUAUUUAAAAAAAUAAUAAAAUAUUUUUUUUUAUUUUUUUUUAACAUUUUUUUUUUCCCACACACUACUCUUAGGGAUUCCGCCUGGCUUUUAUUUUAUUGACACAGCCAGUAUUUGGCUUCCUGGCUGGUGCCAAUAUUACAGUGAUACUGGCAAUACAAAUGCUGGUAUUUUUCUCAGUAAAAAGAGAUUACUAUGCAAUACCAGCACUGGCCAGUAGGGGUCGCUGUGUGUGUGGAGAAAGGCAGGGAUAGGAAGUUACAGCAUAUCCCUCCCUGCCUAUCUAUACUCACUGAUCUGCAGGGGUGUAGCUACAGAGAGUCCAGACAGCAACUCCCACCCUGCAGAGACAGCCCAGGGAAGUAAGGUAUGGGGGAAAGGCUGCAAGGAGACAUGGGGACACUGAGACAUUAAGGGACAUUGGGAGACAUUAUGACACACAGUGUCCACAUGUCUCUCAGUGCCCCCAGUCUGCCAGUGCCUCACUGUCCCCAUGUCUCCUAGUGCCUCAAGUGUCUCAAUGUCCCCAUGUCUCCAAGCUAGUGUCCCUAGUGUCUGUGGCCCUGGUGUCUCCUUGUCCCCAUGUCUCCCAGUGCCCCCAUGUCUCAAUGUCCCCAUGUCCCCCAGCCAGUGUCUCUAGUGUCUGUGUCCCUGGUGUCUGUGUCCCCAUGUCUUCAAGUGUCCCCUAUUUUCCCAGUGUCCCCAUGCGUCCCAGCCAGAGCCCCCUAGUCUCCCAGUGUCACUGGUGUCUCCGUGUCCCUAGGUCUCCCCGUGUCCCCAGGUCAUCCCGUAUUCCUUGUGACAUGGGGACCCUGGGAUACAUGGGGACACAGGGAGACAUGGGGCAUUGAGACACUGUGAUACAUAGGAUCACUGGGAGACCUGGGGACACGACACUAGGGUACACUGGGAGACAUGGGGCACUGAGACACUGAUGCAUAGGAACACUGAGACCUGGAGUAAUCGACAAAUGGAGGCACUGGGAGACAUGGGGCCACUGAGAGGAAUGCAUCUAUAUUUUCUCUUAUGUCACUCCUUGUGAUUUACAUCAUGUGAUGUCACCCAUACAUAUUUAAUUAUGCAAAUUAGCAAGGCCAGUAUGUUUUUCCAAAAAAGGUGGCAACCCUAACUACUUUUCACAUACUCUUACUUAAGUAUGGAAACUUAAGAGGGAUGUAUGGGAACAAAACUUGUGUGGACUGGCUGGCAAUGAAUAUAGUUAAAUGGACACUAGAGUCACCAGAACAACUACAGCUUAUUGAAUUUGUUCUGGUGAGUAGAAUCAUUACCGUCAGGCUUUUUGCUGUAAACACUGUCUUUUCUGAGAAAAUGCAGUGUUUACAUUACAGCCUAGUGAUAACUUCACUGGCCACUCCUUAGAUGGCUGUUAGAGAUCCUUCCUGGGUCAUGGCUGCCUAAAAUGCAUCCAAACAUUCAGUAUCUCCUCCCUCUGCAUGCAGACACUGAACUUUCCUCAUAGAGAUUCAUUGAUUCAAUUUAUCUCUAUGAGGAGAUGCUGAUUGGCCAGGGCUGUGUUUGAAUCAUGCUGGCUCUGCCCCGAUCUACCUCCUUGUCAGUCUCAGCCAAUCCUAUGGGGAAGCACUGUGAUUGGAUUAGGCCAGCACCUCUAAUGAUGUCAGCAGACUGCUUGUUUUUCUGAGUCUAACAGCAUGCAGAGUUACAGCUUCAGGCUUGAAUACAGUAAAAUUUUGCUAUAUUUAUGGAGGCAUGAGGGGCCCAGGGGGGGCUAGAUGGUGGUGUUAACACUAUAGGGACAUGAAUUCAUGUUUGUGUUCCUGACAUACUUGCUUUCCUGGCACUUUAGUGCCCUGAGGGUGCCCCCACCCCCAGGGACCCCCUCCCGCCGGGCUCUGGGGAGAGGAAAGGGGUUAAACUUACCUUUUUUCCAGCGCCGGGCGGGGAGCUCUCCUCCUCCUCUCCGCCUCCCAUCCUCUUCUUCGGCAGGAGCUGCGCGCACAUUCAGCCUGUCUCAUAGGAAAGCAUUUAUAAUGUUUUCCUAUGGACGCUGACGUCUUCUCACUGUGAUUUUCACAGUGAGAAGCACGCAAACGCCUCUAGCGGCUGUCAAUGAGACAGCCACUAGAGGCUUUAGAUGCUGGAUUAAACCAUUUAUAAACAUAGCAGUUUCUCUGAAACUGCUAGGUUUAUAAAAAAAAGGGUUAAUCCUAGAGGGACCUGGCACCCAGACCACUUCAUUAAGCUGAAGUGGUCUGGGUGUCUAGAGUGGUCCUUUAAGGUAAUGCUGACUUUGUUCUCUCUAACCCUGUGGCAUGUUCCCUUUCUUCUACACUCACUACAUACAGCUUUUCUCUGUCCCAAACUAUAUACCAGGAGCUUCUGCCUGCUAGUAAGAAGGUAAGGGGACAAGUGGACCAGCGAGUGCUAGGGGACAGUCCUUAGAAAGCGUUGAGCGAGCGCAUCAUUAGAUGCAUUUAUGCCAAGCUCAGGGUGCUGUCUGCAUAGUAUGCCCUUAGUUGGCCAGCUGCAUGAUUGGCAGGCAGCCUGACAUGCAUUCAUACCAGGCUGGCCUUCUAAUUCUUUGGGCAGACAUAUCCUCUUUUGGGGCAUGUUCUCCCCUUUUGGCAGGUUCCGUGAUUUGUGUCAGUGGCACACACUUUUACAGUGCCCAUUGACUUCCUGCUUGACUGGACACUGCUGUUAAGGGUUAUGGAUUUACUUGAAAGAUGAAAACAUAAAUUAGUGAGAGAUUAGCCUAGGGUAUAUGUUUUCUUUUAUCUGCUGUUUUCUUUCUCUCCAGCACCAUCUCCAUCAGAUACAUGACUCUUGGGAGUGUUUUACUGUUUUUGGUCGAUAUGAUUCUGUAAUUAGGCCCGUCAUAAUUGUCAGCACCAGGCCCACUGGGCUCUUAAUCUGGCCCUGGGUCUGGGUGCCUAUAGUGUCCCUUUAACAUGUAUUGUGCCCAAAAUAAAGAGCACACAAAUGUGCAAUAAGCACUGUGACUAGGUUCACUGAAUGACACAGUAAACGUUCUGGCAAAAUUUCUAUGUGAAACACUGUUCAGAAGUAAAAUUCCGUAAAGGUAUUUGUAACAGAACUAUGCUGUAUGCCUGGGCCAGUGAACUAACCAAAAUCAGCAGGAAUUCGUCACAUUUAGUGCAUUGCAACCAUUCGAAUGGAUUCGCAUGAAUUCCCUGUGUAAAGUAUAGGUGGCCGCCAUUUCGGGACUUUACACGUGGCCGCGGCCAUCUUACGUGCGAACAGCGGUGUUUGCCUGUCGACGCGUGGAACUAAAAUCGGAUACGCAAACAGGCGAACACCGCUGAGUCCUCCAUACUUCCAGAAGUUCGCACGGAAACUACCGAAUCACCGGACGUUCGGUAGUUAUGUUCAAUCAUCUAUGGGGAUUGCGGCGAACCCCGAGAUUCGAAUGGAUGGCAAGAAUUUCAUACCUUUUUACCAGGCGAACGGAGACCGACCGCAAGGCCAAAACUCAUGGAACUAUUUUCGGCUAGUUGGUCUGUGCGGUCGGUCAAAACUUUGGAACUCUGUAUCUCCCGAACCAUUCAUCCGAAUGGGCUGAUUUUUGGACAUGUUGGUCCCCUGAAUGAGAGCUAUCAAGCGACCCAGGAUUUAAAGCUGUACCCCCUGUUUUUGGGGAACAUCCAGAACUGGGGUAAAAUGUUGUACGUUUUAAUUAUGUUAUAUGUUAUCUGAGGGGAGGAGACGUGGGGGUGUUACCAGGUAUAUGAUUGGGUGUUUUUAUCCUCCCCUGGGAGUAUCCUGUGUGUACCUGAUCCCAAUAAAAAGCAGGCUGGGUGUUCCAGUCCUCAGAUCUUCUUGACCCUUCAAAACGUAGCCUUGUCUCGUUCUUGGAAGGGGAUUAUUUGGGAAUGUUAUUCUGCUCCUGUUACAGCUGAACCUGACUCUUACUCUGGAUAUCGUGGAUGGGAUUAUACCAGCUUACUUCUCCACAGCAGCUUAAAGGGGAAAAAGGACGUCUCCAACGGCAGAUACCCUCACUCUACCCGGGUAGCCGUUACAUUGGUGGCAGCAGUGGGAUGGUCCUUUUAUCCAGAGAACAAGUGCUGAAUGGAGGCUCAGUACGCCAAGCUGAAAAGACCCACAUUAAAGGAUUUAUUGGAGAGUCGUGGUAGGAGUGCCAGCAACAGACCACGGAGGGAGCUGAUAGCUGACCUACUAGAACUGUACGAAAUGGAUAGGUCCAUGGAGGUAACAGAACCUCUUGCACCUGUCAGCGAGGACGAUGAAAUUUCUGCCAUUGUACAGCGGAGAUUAGCUUGGUAUCCAGAAAGAUCCACAGAGCUAAUAAACCAGCUGCUCCGGGAAACAAGGGAGGAGAUACAAACUAAGAGGGGACAAGAAGCGGAACUGGUAAGAGCUAGACAGCCCAUUACACAGGCAGUUCCUACCCCCCACCCGCUGCUACAGGGAGGAAAAUACCGUUCACUGCAUUUAAAGCGUUUGUAGAGAAUGAAGAAGAAAUUGACGGAUAUUUAGCGGACUUUGAGAGACAAUGCUAGCUACACCAAGUACCACCAGACCAAUGGGUUACUAUUCUGGCUGGAAAGCUCUCAGGAAAAGCAAAUGAGGCUUUUCGGGCACUUACUACGGAAGAUAUAACGCAGUAUCAACGGGUGAAAGCUGCACUACUCACCCGAUAUGCGGUCACCCCAGAAGCAUAUCGCCAGUCGCUUCCGGGAGUCCAAAAAGAAGGCAGUGGACUCCCACAUGGAAUGGGCAAACAAGAUACAACGGGUGGCAACACACUGGGUGCGAGGGUGCAAUGCUAACACCGGAGAAGAAAUAUUACAGUUGUUCUUGAUGGAACAUUUCUUUCAAGAUCUGGCUGCAGAUAUACAGGACUGGGUAAGAGAUCGGCGGCCUGCCAAUUUAACUGAGGCAGCGCGACUAGCAGAUGAGUAUGCAGAGACAAGGAAGGUGAGCCAAAGUAACACACGACCAGCCCCUAGAGCAGAGGCCCGCACUACAACCUACCCUGCACGCACAGAAUUUCGGGCCCCAGUACCCCCAGGGCCUCCACGUCCCCAGGGGCAUAACAACCAUCCCCGGGAAUCUUACAAAGUAACGUGCCAUCGCUGCGGCAACACAUCUCAUAUUGCCCGGUAUUGCCCGUUGGGAUCAGUAAAUAAUAACUGGAGGCGCCCACCUAACACCGAGAGCACACCGCCACGUCCAGCGGCUGCUCACUGCCUAGAAAUUGAAGGAAGCCCUGAAGAGUGCCUGGGAAUAUUAUAUGAGGCCAACCCCAUACAAGCAGCUUCCCCAGAUAAUCGUCAGCAUCACCGUCAGGAGGUGCGUGUGAACGGACAGAUAGCACAAGGCCUAAGAGACACUGGCGCUACCAUUACCCUAAUACAGAAACACCUUGUAAAACCAGAACAUGUGUCAAAUCGUACCGUGGCUGUUCGUGUCGCAGGGGGAGCUGUUUUUCGCUUACCCACCGCCAGGAUACACUUAGAUUGGGGAGCCGGGUCAGGAAAGACCACAGUGGGCAUCAUGGACAAUCUACCCGCCGAGGUCGUAUUGGGCAACGAUAUUGGCCCUCUAGCUUCAGCAUUUUUACCCACUAUUGCUGGUGCUUGCCCCGUGACCACCCGCUCACAGACCCGUAUCGAGGACGAUCCUACAACAGGUCGGGAGACCCAGGUAAGCCACAAGCAGACACCCCACACUAACAUGACAGAGAGACCCAUAGCUUGGGACACCCCAGAAGAAUUUGGGAGGGAAACUAGGCAGGACCCCACCCUCCAAAAGUACAGGGAACUAGCUGACAGUAGGGGGGACGAGCGAGAACGUUUUGUAUGGGAGGGGGACAGGCUAUACAGAUUGACCGAAGGCAGGAAGAGAGGCUGUGCCCCCUCGCAGAAGCGCCAAUUAGUGGUACCCAGAAAGUACCGGUGGGAGCUUCUCCGAAUUGGCCACGACAUUCCGUUGGCAGGGCAUCUAGGGGGUAACCGCACAACCUUCCGGAUCACCCAGACCUUCUUUUGGCCAGGGAUCUCGAAAGAUGUGCGCCGCUACUGCAGCACUUGUGAUGUAUGCCAGAGGGUGGGAAAGAGAGGGGAUCACCCCAAAGCCCGACUGUUACCCAUGCCAGUGAUCGAGGAACCAUUUAGCAGGGUGGCAGUCGACCUAGUGGGACCCCUACCUAACCCCAGUCCCUCUGGUAAGAAAUAUAUUCUUACUGUAGUAGACUAUGCUACCCGCUACCCAGAAGCCGUCGCUCUGACGAAUAUCCAGGCUGACACUGUCGCCAGUGCUCUAGUUGGGAUCUUCACCAGAGUAGGAUUUCCCCGGGAAAUCCUGUCGGAUCGAGGGACCCAGUUCACCGCAGACCUAACUCAGCAGUUAUGGAAGGCCUGCGGUGUCCAAUCCCUCCUUAGUUCCCCGUACCACCCUCAAACUAACGGUCUCUGUGAACGCUUUAAUGGUACCCUAAAGCAACUACUGCGUACCUUUACAGCGGAAUACAGGGACUGGGAGCGAUUCUUGCCACACCUCUUGUUUGCAUAUCGAGAGGUGCCGCAAGAAUCCACAGGGUUCUCCCCAUUCGAAUUGCUCUACGGACGGCGGGUACGAGGCCCCCUCGACCUGAUCCGAGAGCACUGGGAGGGAGAGACAGAACAUGAGGGGGUCCCCAUCGUACCAUAUGUACUGGAGAUGCGGGACCGCAUGGGGCACCUAGCCAGGAUGGCCCGAGAGCAUCUCCAGGCGGCCCAAGGCCGACAGAAACAUUGGUACGAUCGGGGCGCGAGAUUGAGAACCUUCCAGGUGGGACAGAAAGUCCUAGUACUUAGACCCGUUAAAGGGAACAAAUUACAAACCUCCUGGCAAGGCCCUUACAAGGUGGUCGCACAGAUCUGUGACACCACCUAUGUAAUUGCCAGUAGCAAGGACGAGAGGAUACAGAAGUCCUUCCAUAUAAACUUACUGAAAGAGUACCAGGAAAGGCCCGAAGACAUAGCAGCCAUAUGUAUCCCGGCCACUGAGGACCCGGACAGUCUCCCCAUCCCGGAUCUACUAGCUAACCCCGAGUCUAAAACCUUGCUGAACACUGUACAGCUAGGGGAGCGACUAACGCCCACCGAAAGAGAGCAACUCCAGCAGAUGCUAGCUGCAAAAAGAUUGACGUUUUCCCAGGAACCCGGUUACACACCCUUAGCGACACAUUACGUAGAGACCCCAGGACAAAACCCUCUCCGACAGACUCCCUAUAGAAUUCCCGAAGCCGUGAAAGAGGAGAUGAGAAAGGAGAUUCAGGAAAUGUUAAAGCUAGGAGUUAUAGAACCCUCCGACAGCCCCUGGGCAUCCCCAGUCGUCCUAGUCCCCAAAAAGGACGGAACGACCCGAUUUUGUGUCGACUACCGACGCCUUAACGACAGAACUGUGACAGACGCAUACCCCAUGCCCCGAGUAGACGAACUAUUAGAUCGUAUUGCUAGGGGACGCUAUCUGACCACCAUCGAUUUGUGCAAAGGGUACUGGCAGAUCCCCCUGGCCAAGGACGCUAUCCCUAAGUCGGCGUUUGUCACCCCGUUUGGCUUGUACCAGUUCAAGGUCAUGCCUUUCGGGAUGAAAAAUGCCCCAGCUACCUUUCAGCGCUUAGUGGACCGCCUCCUUGAUGGCUUCCAGGAAUUCGCUUGCGCGUACCUGGAUGACAUUGCGAUCUAUAGUGAGACGUGGGAAGAACACCUACGACACGUAGAGGCUGUGCUGGAUCAGAUUAGGGCCGCCGGCCUAACCCUGAAACCAGAGAAAUGUAACUUUGGUAUGGCUGAAGUUCAGUACUUGGGACACAGAGUGGGGUGUGGGAAACAACGACCAGAACCCGCCAAGGUAGAGGCCGUAGCGAAUUGGCCCACCCCCACACUAAGACCCAGGUAUUAGCCUUCUUGGGAACGGCAGGGUACUACAGAAAAUUUGUCCCUGACUACAGCGCCAUCGCCAAACCUCUGACCGAUUUAACGAAGAAAAAUUUACCUAGAGUAGUCCUGUGGUCUCCCGCCUGUGAAGCAGCAUUCCAAACCCUGAAACAAGCUCUGAUCAACGCACCUGUUUUGUCUGCCCCCGUCCCUAAUAAAAGAUUUGUCGUCCACACAGAUGCGUCCAUGUACGGACUGGGGGCAGUGCUAAGCCAGGUCGGAGAAGAUGGGGGAGAACACCCUGUCGCAUACCUGAGUAGAAAGCUAUUGCCCAGGGAAGUGAGUUAUGCGGCAGUGGAAAAAGAAUGUCUAGCCCUGGUCUGGGCCCUAAAGAAGCUCACCCCCUACCUUUAUGGUCAGGAAUUUACCCUGAUCACAGACCAUAACCCUCUAGUAUGGCUGAACCGAGUGGCUGGGGACAAUGGACGACUACUGAGGUGGAGCCUAGCCCUACAACCGUAUAAUUUCUCCAUCCAGUAUCGCCCAGGCCGGUUCAACGGGAAUGCAGACGGACUGUCCAGGCAAACAGAACUUUUACCUUAGAGGCAGACCGGACAGCCCCAAGUUGACCCGAAAAAGGUCAAUCCGGGUCUGCCGGAGUGUUCCACAAAAGGGGAGCAGUGUAACAGAACUAUGCUGUAUGCCUGGGCCAGUGAACUAACCAAAAUCAGCAGGAAUUCGUCACAUUUAGUGCAUUUCAACCAUUCGAAUGGAUUCGCAUGAAUUCCCUGUGUAAAGUAUAGGUGGCCGCCAUUUCGGGACUUUACACGUGGCCGCGGCCAUCUUACGUGCGAACAGCGGUGUUUGCCUGUCGACGCGUGGAACUAAAAUCGGAUACGCAAACAGGCGAACACCGCUGAGUCCUCCAUACUUCCAGAAGUUCGCACGGAAACUACCGAAUCACCGGACGUUCGGUAGUUAUGUUCAAUCAUCUAUGGGGGUUGUGGCGAACCCCGAGAUUCAAAUGGAUGGCAAGAAUUUCAUACCUUUUUACCAGGCGAACGGAGACCGACCGCAAGGCCAAAACUCAUGGAACUAUUUUCGGCUAGUUGGUCUGUGCGGUCGGUCAAAACUUUGGAACUCUGUAUCUCCCGAACCAUUCAUCCGAAUGGGCUGAUUUUUGGACAUGUUGGUCCCCUGAAUGAGAGCUAUCAAGCGACCCAGGAUUUAAAGCUGUACCCCCUGUUUUUGGGGAACAUCCAGAACUGGGGUAAAAUGUUGUACGUUUUAAUUAUGUUAUAUGUUAUCUGAGGGGAGGAGACGUGGGGGUGUUACCAGGUAUAUGAUUGGGUGUUUUUAUCCUCCCCCUGGGAGUAUCCUGUGUGUACCUGAUCCCAAUAAAAGCAGGCUGGGUGUUCCAGUCCUCAGAUCUUCUUGACCCUUCAAAACGUAGCCUUGUCUCGUUCUUGGAAGGGGAUUAUUUGGGAAUGUUAUUCUGCUCCUGUUACAGCUGAACCUGACUCUUACUCUGGAUAUCGUGGAUGGGAUUAUACCAGCUUACUUCUCCACAGCAGCUUAAAGGGGAAAAAGGACGUCUCCAACGGCAGAUACCCUCACUCUACCCGGGUAGCCGUUACAUUGGUUGGCAGCGGUGGGAUGGUCCUUUUAUCCAGAGAACAAGUGCUGAAUGGAGGCUCAGUACGCCAAGCUGAAAAGACCCACAUUAAAGGAUUUAUUGGAGAGUCGUGGUAGGAGUGCCAGCAACAGACCACGGAGGGAGCUGAUAGCUGACCUACUAGAACUGUACGAAAUGGAUAGGUCCAUGGAGGUAACAGAACCUCUUGCACCUGUCAGCGAGGACGAUGAAAUUUCUGCCAUUGUACAGCGGAGAUUAGCUUGGUAUCCAGAAAGAUCCACAGAGCUAAUAAACCAGCUGCUCCGGGAAACAAGGGAGGAGAUACAAACUAAGAGGGGACAAGAAGCGGAACUGGUAAGAGCUAGACAGCCCAUUACACAGGCAGUUCCUACCCCCCCACCCGCUGCUACAGGGAGGAAAAUACCGUUCACUGCAUUUAAAGCGUUUGUAGAGAAUGAAGAAGAAAUUGACGGAUAUUUAGCGGACUUUGAGAGACAAUGCUCGCUACACCAAGUACCACCAGACCAAUGGGUUACUAUUCUGGCUGGAAAGCUCUCAGGAAAAGCAAAUGAGGCUUUUCGGGCACUUACUACGGAAGAUAUAACGCAGUAUCAACGGGUGAAAGCUGCACUACUCACCCGAUAUGCGGUCACCCCAGAAGCAUAUCGCCGUCGCUUCCGGGAGUCCAAAAAGAAGGCAGUGGACUCCCACAUGGAAUGGGCAAACAAGAUACAACGGGUGGCAACACACUGGGUGCGAGGGUGCAAUGCUAACACCGGAGAAGAAAUAUUACAGUUGUUCUUGAUGGAACAUUUCUUUCAAGAUCUGGCUGCAGAUAUACAGGACUGGGUAAGAGAUCGGCGCCCUGCCAAUUUAACUGAGGCAGCGCGACUAGCAGAUGAGUAUGCAGAGACAAGGAAGGUGAGCCAAAGUAACACACGACCAGCCCCUAGAGCAGAGGCCCGCACUACAACCUACCCUGCACGCACAGAAUUUCGGGCCCCAGUACCCCCAGGGCCUCCACGUCCCCAGGGGCAUAACAACCAUCCCCGGGAAUCUUACAAAGUAACGUGCCAUCGCUGCGGCAACACAGGACAUAUUGCCCGGUAUUGCCCGUUGGGAUCAGCCAAUAAUAACUGGAGGCGCCCACCUAACACCGAGAGCACACCGCCACGUCCAGCGGCUGCUCACUGCCUAGAAAUUGAAGGAAGCCCUGAAGAGUGCCUGGGAAUAUUAUAUGAGGCCAACCCCAUACAAGCAGCUUCCCCAGAUAAUCGUCAGCAUCACCGUCAGGAGGUGCGUGUGAACGGACAGAUAGCACAAGGCCUAAGAGACACUGGCGCUACCAUUACCCUAAUACAGAAACACCUUGUAAAACCAGAACAUGUGUCAAAUCGUACCGUGGCUGUUCGUGUCGCAGGGGGAGCUGUUUUUCGCUUACCCACCGCCAGGAUACACUUAGAUUGGGGAGCCGGGUCAGGAAAGACCACAGUGGGCAUCAUGGACAAUCUACCCGCCGAGGUCGUAUUGGGCAACGAUAUUGGCCCUCUAGCUUCAGCAUUUUUACCCACUAUUGCUGGUGCUUGCCCCGUGACCACCCGCUCACAGACCCGUAUCGAGGACGAUCCUACAACAGGUCGGGAGACCCAGGUAAGCCACAAGCAGACACCCCACACUAACAUGACAGAGAGACCCAUAGCUUGGGACACCCCAGAAGAAUUUGGGAGGGAAACUAGGCAGGACCCCACCCUCCAAAAGUACAGGGAACUAGCUGACAGUAGGGGGGACGAGCGAGAACGUUUUGUAUGGGAGGGGGACAGGCUAUACAGAUUGACCGAAGGCAGGAAGAGAGGCUGUGCCCCCUCGCAGAAGCGCCAAUUAGUGGUACCCAGAAAGUACCGGUGGGAGCUUCUCCGAAUUGGCCACGACAUUCCGUUGGCAGGGCAUCUAGGGGGUAACCGCACAACCUUCCGGAUCACCCAGACCUUCUUUUGGCCAGGGAUCUCGAAAGAUGUGCGCCGCUACUGCAGCACUUGUGAUGUAUGCCAGAGGGUGGGAAAGAGAGGGGAUCACCCCAAAGCCCGACUGUUACCCAUGCCAGUGAUCGAGGAACCAUUUAGCAGGGUGGCAGUCGACCUAGUGGGACCCCUACCUAACCCCAGUCCCUCUGGUAAGAAAUAUAUUCUUACUGUAGUAGACUAUGCUACCCGCUACCCAGAAGCCGUCGCUCUGACGAAUAUCCAGGCUGACACUGUCGCCAGUGCUCUAGUUGGGAUCUUCACCAGAGUAGGAUUUCCCCGGGAAAUCCUGUCGGAUCGAGGGACCCAGUUCACCGCAGACCUAACUCAGCAUUUAUGGAAGGCCUGCGGUGUCCAAUCCCUCCUUAGUUCCCCGUACCACCCUCAAACUAACGGUCUCUGUGAACGCUUUAAUGGUACCCUAAAUCAACUACUGCGUACCUUUACAGCGGAAUACCGGGACUGGGAGCGAUUCUUGCCACACCUCUUGUUCGCAUAUCGAGAGGUGCCGCAAGAAUCCACAGGGUUCUCCCCAUUCGAAUUGCUCUACGGACGGCGGGUACGAGGCCCCCUCGACCUGAUCCGAGAUCACUGGGAGGGAGAGACAGAACAUGAGGGGGUCCCCAUCGUACCAUAUGUACUGGAGAUGCGGGACCGCAUGGGGCACCUAACCAGGAUGGCCCGAGAGCAUCUCCAGGCGGCCCAAGGCCGACAGAAACAUUGGUACGAUCGGGGCACGAGAUUGAGAACCUUCCAGGUGGGACAGAAAGUCCUAGUACUUAGACCCGUUAAAGGGAACAAAUUACAAACCUCCUGGCAAGGCCCUUACAAGGUGGUCGCACAGAUCUGUGACACCACCUAUGUAAUUGCCAGUAGCAAGGACGAGAGGAUACAGAAGUCCUUCCAUAUAAACUUACUGAAAGAGUACCAGGAAAGGCCCGAAGACAUAGCAGCCAUAUGUAUCCCAGCCACUGAGGACCCGGACAGUCUCCCCAUCCCGGAUCUACUAGCUAACCCCGAGUCUAAAACUUUGCUGAACACUGUACAGCUAGGGGAGCGACUAACGCCCACCGAAAGAGAGCAACUCCAGCAGAUGCUAGCUGCAAAAAGAUUGACGUUUUCCCAGGAACCCGGUUACACACCCUUAGCGACACAUUACGUAGAGACCCCAGGACAAAACCCUCUCCGACAGACUCCCUAUAGAAUUCCCGAAGCCGUGAAAGAGGAGAUGAGAAAGGAGAUUCAGGAAAUGUUAAAGCUAGGAGUUAUAGAACCCUCCGACAGCCCCUGGGCAUCCCCAGUCGUCCUAGUCCCCAAAAAGGACGGAACGACCCGAUUUUGUGUCGACUACCGACGCCUUAACGACAGAACUGUGACAGACGCAUACCCCAUGCCCCGAGUAGACGAACUAUUAGAUCGUAUUGCUAGGGGACGCUAUCUGACCACCAUCGAUUUGUGCAAAGGGUACUGGCAGAUCCCCCUGGCCAAGGACGCUAUCCCUAAGUCGGCGUUUGUCACCCCGUUUGGCUUGUACCAGUUCAAGGUCAUGCCUUUCGGGAUGAAAAAUGCCCCAGCUACCUUUCAGCGCUUAGUGGACCGCCUCCUUGAUGGCUUCCAGGAAUUCGCUUGCGCGUACCUGGAUGACAUUGCGAUCUAUAGUGAGACGUGGGAAGAACACCUACGACACGUAGAGGCUGUGCUGGAUCAGAUUAGGGCCGCCGGCCUAACCCUGAAACCAGAGAAAUGUAACUUUGGUAUGGCUGAAGUUCAGUACUUGGGACACAGAGUGGGGUGUGGGAAACAACGACCAGAACCCGCCAAGGUAGAGGCCGUAGCGAAUUGGCCCAUUCCCCACACUAAGACCCAGGUAUUAGCCUUCUUGGGAACGGCAGGGUACUACAGAAAAUUUGUCCCUGACUACAGCGCCAUCGCCAAACCUCUGACCGAUUUAACGAAGAAAAAUUUACCUAGAGUAGUCCUGUGGUCUCCCGCCUGUGAAGCAGCAUUCCAAACCCUGAAACAAGCUCUGAUCAACGCACCUGUUUUGUCUGCCCCCGUCCCUAAUAAAAGAUUUGUCGUCCACACAGAUGCGUCCAUGUACGGACUGGGGGCAGUGCUAAGCCAGGUCGGAGAAGAUGGGGGAGAACACCCUGUCGCAUACCUGAGUAGAAAGCUAUUGCCCAGGGAAGUGAGUUAUGCGGCAGUGGAAAAAGAAUGUCUAGCCCUGGUCUGGGCCCUAAAGAAGCUCACCCCCUACCUUUAUGGUCAGGAAUUUACCCUGAUCACAGACCAUAACCCUCUAGUGUGGCUGAACCGAGUGGCUGGGGACAAUGGACGACUACUGAGGUGGAGCCUAGCCCUACAACCGUAUAAUUUCUCCAUCCAGUAUCGCCCAGGCCGGUUCAAUGGGAAUGCAGACGGACUGUCCAGGCAAACAGAACUUUUACCUUAGAGGCAGACCGGACAGCCCCAAGUUGACCCGAAAAAGGUCAAUCCGGGUCUGCCGGAGUGUUCCACAAAAGGGGAGCAGUGUAACAGAACUAUGCUGUAUGCCUGGGCCAGUGAACUAACCAAAAUCAGCAGGAAUUCGUCACAUUUAGUGCAUUGCAACCAUUCGAAUGGAUUCGCAUGAAUUCCCUGUGUAAAGUAUAGGUGGCCGCCAUUUCGGGACUUUACACGUAGCCGCGGCCAUCUUACGUGCGAACAGCGGUGUUUGCCUGUCGACGCGUGGAACUAAAAUCGGAUACGCAAAUAGGCGAACACCGCUGAGUCCUCCAUACUUCCAGAAGUUCGCACGGAAACUACCGAAUCACCGGACGUUCGGUAGUUAUGUUCAAUCAUCUAUGGGGAUUGCGGCGAACCCCGAGAUUCGAAUGGAUGGCAAGAAUUUCAUACCUUUUAACCAGGCGAACGGAGACCGACCGCAAGGCCAAAACUCAUGGAACUAUUUUCGGCUAGUUGGUCUGUGCGGUCGGUCAAAACUUUGGAACUCUGUAUCUCCCGAACCAUUCAUCCGAAUGGGCUGAUUUUUGGACAUGUUGGUCCCCUGAAUGAGAGCUAUCAAGCGACCCCGGAUUUAAAGCUGUACCCCCUGUUUUUGGGGAACAUCCAGAACUGGGGUAAAAUGUUGUACGUUUUAAUUAUGUUAUAUGUUAUCUGAGGGGAGGAGACGUGGGGGUGUUACCAGGUAUAUGAUUGGGUGUUUUUAUCCUCCCCCUGGGAGUAUCCUGUGUGUACCUGAUCCCAAUAAAAAGCAGGCUGGGUGUUCCAGUCCUCAGAUCUUCUUGACCCUUCAAAACGUAGCCUUGUCUCGUUCUUGGAAGGGGAUUAUUUGGGAAUGUUAUUCUGCUCCUGUUACAGCUGAACCUGACUCUUACUCUGGAUAUCGUGGAUGGGAUUAUACCAGCUUACUUCUCCACAGCAGCUUAAAGGGGAAAAAGGACGUCUCCAACGGCAGAUACCCUCACUCUACCCGGGUAGCCGUUACAGUAUUCAUGAUCUGAUUUGCAGCACUUAAUAAAAAUAAAAAGAUGGAGGAGAGAUUAUGAAUCAAUAAGAGGCAUAUAAUAUCCAUUAGCCAUUGAAAUUUGGUUGCAUUGUUAACUCGAUUUGUAGAUUUAAUUUUAUUACACAUUUUCUUUAAGUGUGUGUCUACAUUUAACUGGAUUCUAUAAAACAUUGCUGAUAUAAAUUUCCUUUAAACGAAUAUCUCUAAGUGAAAGCAGGCAGGCAGUCUUGUAUCAGAAAACCAGGACAUAAAACAACAGUUUAAAGAUGUCAACAGCAGGACAUUGUAGCAUUUCCUGAUUGCACAAUAAAAUAAGUAUUCUGUUUGUAUAUUGCGCAAGCUCCCUUAUGAACACUAAAUCUGGGGAUUACAGAAGUGUAUUAAUAUAUUUAAAAAACAAACAAACCGUACAAUUGGCCAUUUUACUCCUAGAAAAAGGUGUACUUUGGAUGUAUAAAGAGAUAAUUAUUCAUAAUCCUGUGAUUUUUAUUGAUUUGUUAUAUAACAGUCAAGAUAUAUAAGAUGCAUACAUUAAUGUCUUUGGUACUGUAUGAGAAUACAGAAUAUUUAUUAAUCAUGAAAUGAUGGGGAAUUGCAAAUAUUGGACCAAAUAAUCCAAAAUGGAAACAUGCUCCGAGAGCGCAGUGUUUCCAGCUCAAAUAUUUACUGUAAUUCCUUGAUGGAUUUCUGACAAUUAGUGGUUUAGUGGGUAACAUGAAUUAGGAUUGCUCAUGUUUUUAAGUUCAGGUUGUCUGCUACACAAGUUAUAAUUCGUUAUACCAGUUACUCCAAUCAAAAAACAGUGUUUUAAGAAAUCACUGUAUUUGGUCAGAGUAACUCUUCCUAUACCGGAGAAAGAAGGAAAAGAAAAAGAAAGAAAGAAAGGCUAAAAAAAGGCCAAGUUUUUCCAGUGAUGUCACUUCCCCCUCGCUUGAUGAUGAGUGACGUCAGGAAGGACAGGCUGAGGGUAGGGCUUGCCAUCAUUGGCUGUCUGUUGCCAGCUUACUGUGUGUGCUGAUGUCAGACACCAAAUAUGUACAGAAUUGACAUUAGCCAAUGUCCCAAUCGAGUUACACCUCGAGCAGCGGACGGGUUAAACAACUGCAUGUGGAAAAUAAUCAGGUAAAAAAUAUGGUUAAACUUGAGUUUUGACCGAUUUGGCAAUGUGCAGAUUUACUCUUUUCAAUUACUGCAUAGGGUGGGGGACUUUAAAAUAAGUAAUUAAGGAAUGGACGAAUUACUGCACAUCUCCUAUGCCCCCACCAAAUGGUCUGUGGGCGGUGGAGGCUAUUAUAAAAUACAAAUGGCCUUAAAAAAGUGGGAAAUGCUUGUUUUACUUAUCAUAAACUCUGUUUAUUCCCUUCUCCAGCAACAAGGCAUUGGCCUAGGUGUCCUCUUUAUGGUCUUCAUGAUUCCCUCCGGGUGGAUCCUAGCGCACAUGGAAGAUUACAAAAGCAGGCCAGAAUAAUCAAUGCAAGCUGUGCUGUAUGAACCUCUGUGAUAGCUGGCGUGCGUUGGUGAAACAUCUACAAGCUCGGACUCAAAUAAACAGCCUUCCCAACUCAAUCACUAUGAAAUAUGUUCUCCAACAGUCACAUGCCAUCAUUGCCCCUUUUUCUACUUAAUAAAAUAUAUUAAAUGAUCUAAACGGCUCAAUUUAUUUAUAGCGAUAUUACAAAUACAGUUUGAAAAGGGUUGCUGUCCAUCCAGCUGGUAAGAAAUGAAUAAAAUGUUUACACUUUGUUACUCAUUCACCAUGAUUUUGUGGGGAAAAGUGUUUAUACGUUAUUCUAUUCCUAUUGUUUUUUUAAAUCAGUCCUCGUGUCUGCUAAUAGAUGUGACUUUAAUUUGUGGUUUUACACUCAUUUGUCUAAGAGUAAUCCUGCCCCAAGUUUCCUAAAUCCCUAAAGUUAAAGAUGAAGUCGCCUGGACCUGCAUUCCUGUCAAUGCUGUACCAAGACCCAAUAGCCGUAAAGUAAGAGAUUCUUUACAGUAAUAAAGCUAAAUAUGGAUUUUCUACCCAAUGAUACAAGAGUUGUUGUAUCAGAUUUGUAGAGAUUAAGGGAACGCUCCAAGCACCAUAAACAUUAUAGCAUAUUGUAGUGAUGCCAGAAGACUCCUACCCCAUAGUAAGAAGACAAACCAUUUUAGUACGAUUUUGCUUCCUACAUGAGGGGGUAAGGGGAGAAGGGUACUGCUCACUACGCGCACUACAUCUGCCAGACACCCAGAAUGUCUUGCUUCUGAUAGCUCUCCUGAGCAGGACUGGCUCAUUGGCUGAGUGUGUCAGCUUCCGGCUGUCUACUGUCACCUGUAUUGGAGGAGGAGCAGUGCUCGGUGGACUCCAGGUAAAAAGUCAAACUGUUCUACAAUGGUUUGACUUGGGUACCAGUAGACACCUAGCAGCAUAUCAACUACAGUGAAUAUUCAAGGACAUAAUAGUGAAUGAAGAAGAAAAAAUGUGAAGCCACUUCUUACAUCAAAAAUAUAUUUUUUUCCAUUCUUUGCAUACCUGGAAAUGGUUUUAUUCAGUAAGGACUUUUGCAUUAUUUUGGAUAAACAGCAGAUAUGUGCAAAAAGUUGAACUGAAUGUACUUGGGUCAUUUACAACCUACAUUACCAUUUUACUAUGUAACUUCUACAAUCACCUUGCCAGCAACUUAAUAAAUGGAUCCAUUCAGAUAAAAAUGUUAAAAAAAAUUUAAAAUCCAAUAUACGUUAAUAAAAACAAAGAUGAGAAUAGAUACUGAUAAAUAAAGUCAUUUCAUCUAUGUCUGUUUCGGCUGGGUUUAUUUACUGUGAACUUCAGCAACAUCUCAAGCUAAUUUUCUGUCUGUAAUAUUGGCUAAACAGGAAACAGGAUUGUGAUGAGGAAGUUAAUCUGCUUCCUAGAAAACCACAAAUACAGUUUAAGAAUGAAAAAAACUGCAGCUGCAGAGAGUAUUUAACCAAAAACUUAUACAGAAUGUAAGUAGGUGUCCUCUGUAAAGCAAAACAAUCCUCGCUAAUGCUGAAAUGCAUGACAGGAAAGUAGGGUGUCAAACGUACAGCCCACAAAUUUGGCCCAUGGGAAGUUAAGAUUAGGGGCGAGUUAAUAUAGCACUGGACUAGGCCCGUCACAGCGUUUGUUCCCCCCUUCUCCUCCCUGCGGAUUGCUGGUAGGAAGAGAAAAGCCAGGAACUUCAGACUCCCUUCAGCCGUGGAAAGCCACCCUCCUGCACCCAAACGGUAAAAAAAUAGGAGGGUGGCUAAAAUUAUGUUAAUUGUUAUUUGUGUGUGUGUGUGUGUACCUGAGUGACUGUGUAUAUCUGAGUGUGUGCACAUAUCUGUAUAAGUGUAUGUGUAAAUUUACCUGUGUGUACAUAUCUAUCAAUGUGUGUGUGUGGUAGUGCAAACAUCUCCGCAUUCAAAUACCAAAAAUGCACACAAACACACUCCUGCAUUGAAACACCAACACUACAUCGCCCUGGCUUGACUGGGGUCCCCCUGGAGCCUCUCCAUACUGGAACAGGAUAGGAAACUAGCUCUAUUCCCACCCAUGGUCUGGACAACACACAGUUCUGGGAGCUGUAGUCCAUACAAGGACUUUCCCCACCAAAUCCUCCACGAGCUGGAACAAGGUGCUGAGCAGUAAUUAGCCCUUUCCUCUCCCAGUAACUAGACGAAACAUAGCUCUGGGAGUAAAACUGAUUUUAAUGAGUCAAACUCGGCCUUUUAUGCACGGACCCCAGCAUGGGGUCUCCAUUGUAUUCAACACAAGCCCCUCCCAGGAAUCUCUUGGCCUGGGAGAUAAUUGAGUUAAAGACCGGUAAGCUAAUUUUGUCUCAGGAACAGAGAACCCAACACAAAACAUAAAAAUAUACAAGUACCCCAAAACAAGUACCUCAGCAGCCCCACUGGACCCCAGGGACCACACGCCAGCCGCUCAGCCCAGCGGCCCCACUGGACCACAGGGAAACAUACCAGCACUCCCAAAGGUAGGGAGGCUGGGUGGAGUGAAAUUAAAAAUAUAUAUAUUUUUCAUGUAUGUCUCGUAAUGAGUUUGUGCGUGUUAGUAACUGUGCAUGUGUGUUUGUCAGUGAGUGUGUAUGUGUUUGACAGUAAGAGUGUAUGUGUGUGUUUGUCAGUAAGAGUGUAUAUGUGUUUGUCAUUAAGAGUGUAUGUGUGUUUGUCAGUGUGUAUGCGUGUUUUUAAAAAGGUGUGUAGGUGUGUUUGUCGAUGAGUGUGUAUGUGUGUUUGUCAGUAAGUGUGUAUGUGUGUUUGUCAGUGAGUGUGUGUUUGUCAGUAAGAGUGUAUAUGUGUUUGUCAGUGAGUUUGUAUGUGUGUCUGACAAAGAGUAUGUGUUUUUUGUAUGUGUGUCUGUCAAAGAGUAUGUGUGUUUGUCAGUGAGUGUGUAUGUGUGUCUGUCGGUGGAUGUGUCCAUCCGUCAGUGAGUGUGUGUGUGCUUCAGUGUAAGUGUGUGUUGGUUAAACAGUGUGUGUGUUAAAGGAACGUUCAAAGCACUAUAAACACUAUUGCAUUUUGUAGUGAUGCCAGAAGACUCCUACCCCAUAGUAAGAAGACAAACCAUUUUAGUACGAUUUUGCUUCCUACACUGUGCCGAAAUAGGAUUGUGAUGUCCAGUAGCGUGCUGGUCCAAUUUUUUUAAAAUUGAGGUGUGCAUGUUGCCGUAUCCUGCUUGUGUUAUUUAUACUGUAGUUGCUUUGUAUCAUUGUAUUUGUGCGUAUAUGAGCUAUUAUAUUGUAUAUGUCCAUGAGUAGUUUGUGGUAUUGUGUAUGAUACUUAUGUAUGGGGGCUGCUUGUGGAAUUGUGUGUGUGGAUGGAUAUGUCACAUUGUGUAUUUGGUAGUGUGUGUAUGUGUGGGUCUGUUUCGGGUAUUGCAUGUGCAAGGCAUUCAUGUUGGGUUGUGUGUAUGUACGUAGAUUGUUAGUUGUUUUACGUUUGUGCGGAUUGUGAGUGUGUUUGUUUGUGGGCUGUUCAUAUUAUUGGUAUGAGGGGAGGGUUAUUCUGCCUUUCUGUGUAUAUCUAGCAGUGUGGGUGGUUUCCCUCAGUUCCAGUGGGGACCAGGCUGGCCAGGUACAGGUCAAGGACAGGAACCGCAGGGCUGCUCUACUCCAGUGUGGAUUCCCAUUCACAAGUGCUGGGAGGAAAUGAUCUGAGCUCACUUCCUCUAUGUGCUGCAAUGCAUAAAUUGAGGAUUCACUACCUUUUCAUAUUAGCAGAUAUCUGAAAUUUCACUGGGACUCCUGAUAGGCCAGAGCCUGUUUGGCUCUAGCAGCCUUGAGUGCUGUGGAAAGACACCUCGAGUGCCAUGCAUGGCGCACGUGCCAUAGGUUGCCUACCCCUGAGUGUGUCCUCUUUUUUCAUUUUACAAAAAGUGCAGAUUUCAACAUGAAUUGAAACAUUUAUAAAUUAACCAUGUUACAGCCUCUUGGCUGUGAGACAACCGGUCCUGUUACUACCUGGUUUGUUUAAUUAAGUGGAGAUAAACUCAAGAGGCAGCAAUUACCCAGAGCGCCUACCUUACACAGAGUUCUCAUUGAGCUGCUUUGGGAAGUCUGUGCUCUGACUGUGGACAGCCACAAAAAGGUCUAUGCUAGGAAAACCCUCCUGGCUGCAGACAGCAGAUUUGCAGCUUUUGCAAGAUGCUUUUAGAUAUAAUGCAAUGAAAACAUACAUAAAUAAAGGCAUGCAUGUUUCCAUUGGGGUAUAUUUUCCAAAUUGUUAUUUGUUUUACCGCAGGAGUGCUCUUUUAAGCUGUAGAUGAAUGAUACUUACUUUGAUAAUAACUGUCGGUGAGUCAUAAUCGAAAUCCCUUCUUAAACACAGGUUAUUUGAAUAAAUAUAUAUUUAAAGGGGAAUUGAGCCCUAUUUCCAAGUCAGUCUCCAAAUAGCUUGGUUUUUCAACAAAGCUGUAUUUUUCCACAUUAGAAGGGGCACCUUAACUACGUAAGCCAGUUAUUACCAAUAGAAGGCUUAACCAAUCAUUGGGCACCACAAUCACUCGUGUAGUUAUAUUUACCGCUCAAAGGGAAUUGGUAACAUGUAAAAACAAAAGGAAAAAAAUCUCAUAGUGUAAAUUUAUUAACACACAAACUAGUAAAAAAAAACACACAAAAUAAUUGGCACAAUAGGAUUUAUGUCUAUAUUGUGCAGACUUGCGUUUAUAGCCUCGAAUAGGCUUGGUCCCCAAUGUGGUAGACAGCUGCCAGUAACUCCUUCAAGCUCUUAGAAAAUGUAAUAAAGCAGCAGAAAAUGCUAGUAGAAUGCUUGGUUGUAUAGGGAGAGGUAUCAGCCUCUUGCCCACCGCCUAUGGGCCAAGUCAACGACUGUAAAGACCCAUAUUUUAUUCCCCCUGGUUCAACACUUUCCAUUCAUGCAUAUAGAACCGAACACUAGCUCCCAGGCAGCCGUUCGCAUGGACCAAAACCGCGAAUAGACUUCGGGGGGCUGCGAAUGCCCUGGAACUAUUUUCGGUCCCCAGCGGCACUUAGCCGAUUCUAUGGAACUAUUUUGGGCAUAGGACCAUGCGUGCGGUCUGUCAAAUUAGGACUUCCAGGAAAAUCCUGAACCCCAGAACCGAUCUGGGUGAUCUUUGGAUAUGUUGGUCACUCAAAUCAGGGCUAUCAGGAGAUGUGACUUUUAGGGGGUUUUAUGCAGUUUUUAAAGGUUUUUAUUUUAUUCUUUUUAUGUUUUCUGUGCCUGGAGAUAAUUGAGUUUAGUACAGUCCUUGAUGCAAUUAUCUCUCAGACACAGGGGAGGGAUUAUCUUAUCUUUUAUGGGAGUGUACUGGACCUGAGAGCCAAUGUAAUUGUGUGCAUGUUUUUACUGUAGUCUACUCUCAGGUCCUUACAUGGGUACCUGCAUAUAAGGCCAGUUGUGGCUGCCAAUAAAUGAGUUCCUGGCUGGCCAUGAGGUUAAAGCCCAAAAAUGUUCCAGAAAAAUAGGUGUCCCGGCCUGUCCGAACAUCGUAUAAGGUAUUCCCUUGGUUUCAGGGAGCGAAUGCUCCCUCCAGUCGGUAGUUCUCAUCUCCCGAACAUUGUUCGAAUAGCUAGUUGUGAAUUGGGACGGGCAGCAGUAUAAUCUUUGCCGGAGUUCGUGCAAGUGCCUAGCUGAACAGAGUUCCAGGCAAUCGAUGACCAAGUACCACUGCCCGCUUUCUGGAGACAAAAUGUCCACUAUUCUUUUGUCAACCACGUGUAUUCGGUUACACAAUAUGGUGGCCAACAAUGGAAGCAUUAGUUAAUUAUUUCUCUUGAGGUUUCGCACUUAGGUUCACUGGUGUGAAGGUUCUUAUGGGGUAUAAAAAAGUAAAACAGUGGAAAGGAAUAGUAUGUUCUGCCACACAGCUCCCCCUUAAUUACAAGCCGGCAUACACAGUCUGAUCCUUACGGAUUGGCUUGGGGAUAUCCAAGGGAGUACUGUUUGCCGUAAUAACUCGUUGGCUUCCCAUUUUUCUUACCGGGUGAAUAAUGGAUGGUAAAGUCAUAUGGCUGUAAGGCCAGGCUCCAACGUAACAGCCUGGCGUUGUCCCCAGCGACCCGGUUAAGCAAUACCAAAUGGGUUGUGAUCCAUGAGUAGGGUAAACUGUUGUCCAUAGAUGUAUGGCUGACGUUUUUUAAGAGCCCACACACCACAGACACUCCUUUUUGAUGGCGGCAUAGCUUACGUCCCUGGGUAAUAACUUUCUGCUGAGGUAAGCUACAGGAUGUUCUCCACCAUCAUCCCAGACCUGGCUCAGCACUGCUCCCAAUCCAAACAUGGAGGCAUCUGAGUGGAUGAGAAAAAGUUUAUUUGGAUUAGGAGUGGCCAGGACGGGUGCAUUUACAAGGGAUUUCUGUAACAGAUCCCCUGGUAUUGCCUGGCCAACAGACUUGAAACAUUAUAACCACUGGAUUUGUUACUGUUGUUAUAUUUCACAUACGAAUGGGAAAACGAAUGACACUGCUAGCCCAUUCGUAUGAACAAACAAACUACUGAACCAGAGACCACCCAGCCCAGGCAUGUGCCGCUAAUUAACUCCUUGACUCUGUGCCAGACCACAAACCGCAAACGUUCUAAGUGGUUCACUGGGUGGCCGUCGAUUCGUAUGUAUGAACACGUGGCGGCAGCCAUCUUGUUUUGUUGAACGCGUCCAGUGGUGUUUGGUCGUCGAGUGUCUGGAACUAGUUUCGGACACUCAAACUCCUGAACACCACUGAGACUUCCAGGACCACUUAGUUUCGUAUAGAUUUAUACGAACAAGACGGCGUCCAGUAAAAAUAAUCCAUGAACGAGGCGGCACACGACCAGCAAAGACACAAACAAUAAAAAGCAUGACUGUUUGGUAUUUUAAUUUCAGAGGGGAGGAAUUUACUGUAAUGAAUGGUGUUUAACUGUGUAACUGAUUGGUUGUUGAGUUUGUGUUUUCGGUGCCCAACAAGGUCCACAUGGGUGGUAACCUUGUGGGUAAAGUUGUCUAAAAGAAAUGCUUGUGUGCCCGUUAAAUCAGUUCCUGCUUAACCCUCAAUACGUAGCCUCGUUCUUGUUAGUGAAGGGAACCUGCAUCUAGCUAAAUCACUAGCUCUUGUAAGAGCUCGGCUACUCUCUCUAUCCUGAUCCAGCUGAUGGGACAUCUGGCCUACUCUGCAGCACAGUCUCUCGCCGGGGAAAGACAUCUCCAAUGGCAGACAUCCCUCUGACAACCUGGGUGGGCGUUACACUUUCUUAAGUUCGUGAAAAACUUGCUUGCACUCUGGGGUCCAGUUUACUUGGCAGGGUACGUUUUUCCGUGUCAGGUCGGUAAAGGGCUUCGCUAGGGCACUAUAGUUCAGGACAAACUUUCUGUAAUAUCCGACAGUCCCUAAAAAGGUCAUUACUUGUUGUGGGGUAGGGGCCAAUUAGCUACUGCCUCAAUCUUUGCAAUCGGUUCAGGUUUUUGCUCCCCACUCCCUACUCUGUGUCACAGGUACUGCAUCUCUGCCAUUCCUAUGUGGCACUUGCUGGGUUUUAAAGUUAACCCUGCCCCUCUAAUUUUAUCAUGUCAUCACGUUUAUCACAUUCACACGGCCCCUACAUGUACCAGAUGCUCUACACAAGUGUCGCUGAAUACUGAAAUGUCUUCCAGGAACGCAUAAUCCUGAAGGCCAUCUAAAAGUCGAUAUACUAUUCUCUGGAAGGUGGCUGGGGCACUCUUCAUUCCAAAUGGCAUUAUCUUGAAUAGGUAUAGACCGAACGGAGUAAUGAAUGCCGACUUCAGGAUAGCAUCUGCCGCUAAAGGGAUUUGCCAGUACCCUUUACAUAAGUUAGUGGUGGUCAGGUACAGAUUGUGAGCAAUUCUAUCUAAGUGCUCAUCUAUACGAGACAUGGGGUAAGCAUCGGAUACUGUUUUGUCAUUGAGCCUUCGGUAGUAUAUACAAAAUCUGGGUAUUCUGGAUACACGUUUUGUAUCAAAGACUACCGGGGAAGGCCAAAGACUCUUAGAUGCUUCUAUUAUCUCUUGGAUCUCCUGCCUCAUAUUCUCCUGAACCGCCUCCUGGAUUCUGUACGGAGUUUGCCGUAGAGGUUGUUGGAAGGGAGUUUCCAAGUGGGUUGGAAAAAGUCUCUUGCUUUGCAGACAGCACUUUACUGCUUUCCACACUGGUUAGCCGGUCCCCUAGUUGUACCUCAUCAAUGGACCCUGCCUGAAUUCUAUUUUCUAUGAGAUCUGGCAGGGGAAGAUUGUCAAAAUCUACCGAAACGGGACCACAUACAGCGGCUAUGUCCUCUGUCCGCUCAUGUUAGUGCUUCAGCAUGUUAACAUGUAACAUACGUCGGACCCCAUCCCCAGAGCAUGGGCCGAUAACAUAGGCAGUGUUACAUUUCCGUUCCACUACCUGAGAUGGGCCCUUCCAGGCAGCCUGUAGCCUGUCAUGUCGGAAGGGUUUUAGAACCUUCUGUCCCAUUUGAAAGCUCCUGGCUCCCUGAUCAUACCAUGUGCGCUGGCGCUCCUGGGCCACCUGGAGGUUUUCACAUACUAACUAAGUUCCUCUAGUCGGUCCCGGAAUUCCAGUACAUACGGAAUGAUGGGGUCCUCCAGGCUUUUCGGCCUCCUUGAUUAGUUGGUGUUGAACCAGGGUUAGUGUGGCACCUGUGUCUCGCAGACCUUGUAUGGUUCUCACGUUCAGUUUUACGGAUUGUCUAUGGUGACUCCAGUUGUCCGCUGCUGCUUGUACUGGGUCUGCCUCGUGUAGGAAACCCCUGGCCUCUUCGCUAAUAGGUUAGGUUUGCAAGGUGGCUACAUGAUAACAGUUAGCGGCUGCCCUGGGUGCUGGUUCAGGUCGUACCCACUGGGACCGGUCUCUCGGCUGGGGGCAGUCCCUUCUUAUGUGCCCAUAGAGGAAACAUUGAUGACACUGUGUAUUGGCUUAGUUUGGUGGCCUUAGUGAUGCUACUGGAGUCGAAUGGCUCAGAGGCUGUGGUGCUGCAGCAGGAAAAUAAGAUUGAGUAG